Messenger RNA from Vitrella brassicaformis, 986 nucleotides. The record is from the annotation of a GenBank genome assembly. Lineage: Eukaryota; Vitrellaceae.
CGAAGUGCACUGUGUUGGCCUCUCAGCGCAUCAUGGUUGCAGCUGCGUCCAAAGAUGUGUCGAUUGAGGAGAAAUUCGCCGUGCCGCCGAAGGUGCUGUAUCAGGCACUCCUGAGCGCUGAUGACCUGACGAGGAUGGCACUGGGAGCCGCCACACAGAUGGUGAGAUGCGUAUAGGCUCAGGAUCUUCACAGAGAGGGAGUGAGCUCGUUUGUGCGUGUCUGUCAUCCGUUGCAACCUAUGGCAGGACGCCACGGUUGGCGGCAAGUUUUCCCUUUUCGCUGGCGGCGUGUGCGGCGAGAAUGUCGUCCUCGAGGAGCCGAGCAAGAUAGUGCAGAAGUGGAGAUUGUAAGCCUGCACUGGCAUGCAACACGUGACCUUCACACUCGCUCAGCACAGGCAGGGUCUGUAUUUCUGUCUGUCUGUCUGCCUGUGCUGUGUGGAUGCCGGUGCCGGAUGUCUGCGUGGAUGCAGUGCCGAGUGGGCGGACGAUGUGUAUUCAACGGUGGAGAUCCGCUUUAUCGAGGAGGCCGAAUGCGUCACCCGCAUAGAGCUCAAGCAGACGAACAUACCUGGCGAAGACAAGUUCGGCAAUCCCGGGGCAUACGAGCGGUGUCUGCAUGGGUGGAAGGGGAACUUCUUUGAUCGCAUGGAGAAGGUGCUGGGGUACCCGCGCGAGCGAGGCUGAUGGACUACUCACGCACCUAUUUCUCCACUCACUGGCCGACGGGCCGCUGGGUGACCGCUGGCUGUCGAUAAUCUGCAUGUGUGUGGGGGUAGAAGCUGCUUCUUGUGUGUCAUGUCAUGUCAUGUCAUGUCAUGUCAUGUGUGGGAGUUUUGAUCGUCCGUGCAUCUGUGAAGUCAGUCAAAGAUGCUUGUGGUGAGCUGGUGCUCACGGCGGCCGUGAGCACCAUGCCUGUUCGUGACGUGCAGAUCUAAGCACAUAUGCCCUGUAUUGUAUUCCCUUGCUGCUGAAAUGCCUUCGAC